AUGUACUGGCCCGUUGGCACACCUCGAGUUUAUGCCACCAGCAGCACCCAGACUGCCAGUUUCAACCUCGUCGUCUCCCAUGAUGGCCUCCCGCCUCCUCCAGCUCCUUCUGAGGAAGUCACAGACAAGGCUGACAAGGCUUCCCUCCUGACCUCCGACUCCGCAUCCGCCUCGAGCUAUGACAUUGUCCCACCCACUCCCGUCACCCCAAUAACGCCCCAGACGCCCGGAAUCAACUCGGUAGAGCACGACCUGCUCGACUCUGCCUCAGAAGCCUCCACCAGCAAUGAGCCAGCUCCUGUUCCCGCAGCUAUACCGCUCAAGGAACCGAUUCUGGCAUUGCGUGUUGCGCGCCCGGGUCAUUUGUUCGCCGUCAUCACCGCGACCUCCAUGACCAUAUGGCAGGCCAAGCCCACCGUAAUACUUGCUGUCGUUGUGCGGUCCGAGGCUUCCCUCGAUUCCUACGGCACCAACCUCGACCUCCUGCUCAGGCCCGACUCCGCCAUAUUCGUCGUGCGAACCAGCCGGGGUUUCCUCAUUACGUAUUCGCUGGCCACCGAUUCCGAGUCGCGAGUCUAUAAACCCUACUUUACGAGUCAUACCAAUGUUCAGCGACGGCGGCAAAGCCACUGGGGUGGCCCGGGGCACACUGCUCCCGACCAGAUCCUCUGGGGGGCUGGGGAGGGCCAGGGCGUGCGCGACAUCAGUGUGCGAUUCCGUAUGGUCAUCAAGGUGGACGCCGGCAUAGUGAGCGCCCUCGCGCUCGACGACGAAGUGGUCGUGGCCACGCAGAAGCCAGCCGCGGUACAAUGCAUACGCUGGAGUCCAGACAGCUCAGGCAGCCAGACGAGCACCGAGCUUUUGAGCAAAAUGGCCUGGCUCGGGAAGAAAGUGACCGUGACCGAAAUGACGAAUGACAGGUCGAUGAACCUGUCUACUUGGAUCACAAGCGAUGGUAAGGCGUACGCUGUCCAGCGGACGCCCAAGGGUCAGCCCAACCCGGAGACUGGCGAGAUGGACCUGAAAAGGCUGUUCAAAGGGCAUUGUUUUCACACUCCACAGGGGAAGCACGACCGUGGGACACAUGCCGUCAUAAACGCUCGGUUCUCGCUUAUAGCGCUCGGGUGCGAAGACGGCGCCAUCCGAGUUUAUACAGUCAGGGAUUACUCUGGCAACGUCCCUUCGUCCCACAUCCACAGGCUGUCUGUAUCGGAAUCUCAUUCAGGCCCAUUGACUACGUUGAGCUAUUCUCCCGACGGGUAUUGUCUGUUUGCAGGCUACGAGAAGGGGUGGGCGACGUGGAGUGUGUACGGGAAGCCCCUAAGCAGCAGCUUUGGGGUCGAUCAGCAUCUCGUGUCCAGGCAUGACGAGCAAUGGAUCUCAGGCAUCAAGGACGCGUCGUGGCUCGGAGGCGGCUCAGAGAUCCUCCUGGUUGGACUGCAACACGAGGCUCUCUGGCUGCUGGAGAUGGCAAGAAGCGCCGUCACUGGUUGCUAUAGCUCCUCAAACAUUUUCCGGACCGUCCUACAGAGCACGUCAAGCGUCAUGAUCUACAGGGGAUACGAUCUCCCAGACAUGAGCACCAUCUCGGCAGAGCCUUUCCUUUGGCAUACAGCCAGGAUACCAGCGAACUAUCUAUUGAAUCAGUGGCCAAUACGGUGUACUGUCAUCUCUUCAGAUGGGCGCUAUUUGGCUGUUGCUGGCCGUCGUGGCCUCGCUCACUACAGCGUGAACAGCGGGCGGUGGAAGACGUUCUCCAACACGGAUAUGGAGAACGAAUUCCAAGUCAGAGGCGGCAUGUGCUGGUACCAAAACGUCCUGGUGGCUGCUGUAGAGGUCCAAAAGUCCUACGAGUUACGGCUUUUCUCGCGAGAGAAGGAUCUGGACAAUGCGUCUGUCGUCUACGUCCAUUCCAUGCCCGCACCGGUCGUCCUCCUCACGCCUUCGGGUGAAGACUCACUUCUGGUCUACACCUACGACAACCUCCUUUACCAUUUCAUAUUCGCCCCAUUCGGAAGCUCUGUUCGGCUUGUGCAAGUCGGCCAGAUUGCCUUUCACGGCAUUGUCAGGUCUCCCGCCAGGGUACGGGGCCUGAGCUGGGUAUUACCAGAAAACCAACUCGUCGAAGGCGACCCUUCGCAGGAUGUUGCCGUCGCAUCAGUGCUAUUUCUAGUGGACGGCAAGCUUGUGUUGCUGCGACCUUCAUUAAAUGAGGAAGGUCAACUCAAGUACGAUAUGCGAGUCAUCGCGCAGAACGUCGAGUACUAUGUCUCCAUGAAAGACCAGCCAUUUCUAAGUCCGAUCGGCCCCCCUCGCACGAAUAUCCCCGCAGAGGCUGAGAACGAGGAUCUGUUCAAUUCCUUAUGGAUGUUCGACGGUGGAGAUCUGAAGGCCUGGUCAGAUAUGCAAAAGGUAUUGAAUGCAAUCUCAGGCGACAACCACCGCGAGCUUCCUCCCGCUGUUGCCAUAAACAUCGACUUCUAUCCACUUUCCGUUCUGCUCGAGAAAGCUAUCAUCCUCGGUGUUGAGCCAGACCUUGUUCAGAGGAGGGAUAUCAACUUUUCGUUCUUCCGCUUCUCAAUACGGACCAAUCUCUUCCUGCCUGAAAUCCUACGAUACCACCUCAUCGCCGGAAAGUCAUUAGCAGCCCUUUACCUCGCCCAACAGUACCAACAUCUGGAGUAUUUCGCGCACGCGCUCGAGGUCCUCCUUCACCAUGUCCUCGAUGAGGAAGUGGACAUGUCACCCUCGCCCCCUCCCGAGAGCGCGAUCCUCCCUCGCGUCCUAUCGCUGCUCUCGUCUUUCAAAGAAUAUCUGGACAUCGUAGUGCAAUGCACCCGCAAGACCGAAGUACGCUCCUGGCGUACCCUAUUCGCAUAUUUACCCCCACCGCAAGAGCUCUUUGAAGAGAGCCUUCAGCGCGGAAGCUUGAAGACUGCCGGCGGUUACCUGCUUAUCCUGCACACAUUUGAUGAGCUGUCGUCUGCGUCGGAACAGAGCGUCAGGCUGCUGAGCAGGGCGAUGAGGGAGGAGGACUGGGAGCUGUGCAAGGAACUGGCGAGGUUCUUGGCCGCGCUGGACGAGACGGGUGACACGCUCCGCGAGGCGCUGGAGAUGGCCAAUGUCAGAAUCGCGACCGGGAACAGAGAGGGGGAGGAGGGCAUCGGCGGGUCGCUUGUCGCGCGGCUGGAGGUCCCACAGAGGAAGAUGCUCAACGGGUCGGGCUCGGGAUCCGGGGAGUCGAGUAAGACCGGUAGCACUGGCAGUGGGAAUGGUGGGAGCCCUGGCGGGGAGCUGUCAGAUGCGAGUGCGAGCGUUAGCGGGGAGAGUGAUGCCGGGACGGCGAGAUGA
Molecule: messenger RNA, 3351 nt
Organism: Diaporthe citri
Lineage: Eukaryota; Fungi; Ascomycota; Sordariomycetes; Diaporthales; Diaporthaceae
Exons: 3
Coding region: 1-3351 (1116 amino acids)
Biological process (GO): retrograde transport, endosome to Golgi; intracellular protein transport
Cellular component (GO): Golgi membrane; Ric1-Rgp1 guanyl-nucleotide exchange factor complex; cytosol
Molecular function (GO): protein binding
Source: RefSeq, a predicted model, not a curated record